Molecule: messenger RNA, 1716 nt
Organism: Diutina rugosa
Lineage: Eukaryota; Fungi; Ascomycota; Pichiomycetes; Serinales; Debaryomycetaceae
Product: MFS transporter
Exons: 1
Coding region: 1-1716 (571 amino acids)
Biological process (GO): transmembrane transport
Molecular function (GO): transmembrane transporter activity
Source: RefSeq, a predicted model, not a curated record
AUGUCUACCGAUACCGAUAGCAUCAAAAGCUUUGGUACCGAAAAGAAUUUCCAACCUGAUGGGGGCGCCGUCAAGGGGCACCGCACCCUCUCCCGCAAAAUGACUCGAGAACUGAUUGAAUCGUACAUCGAGAACGACCCCGGUGUCAAGAAGGUCCGCUCGAAGCUCGAGGAAGAUGGUGGUGGCGCUGGCGCUCUUGGCCCGUUGACAGAGCCCAAUGACUUCGAUGUCUACACGCCAAAGGCCGAGGCCGACACCGAUUUCAAUGACAAUGACGAAUGGAAGUACCCCAUCGACGCCGAAACGGGGUUGAGAAUUGUCGAAUUCGUCCCUGGCGACAAGGCCAACCCUAAAAACAGAUCGCAUUUGGUCAAAUGGGUGUGGACUGGGUUGCUUGGUUUUAUUUGUUUCGUGGUGGCUUUGGGUUCAGCCAUCGUCACCGGUGACAUGGAACGUCCCCAAAAGACGUUCCACGUGUCCGAAGAAGUGGUCAUUUUGGCCUCCGUCACCUGUUUCGUGCUCGGUUUUGGUUUUGGUCCACUUGUGUUUGCGCCUCUCUCCGAAGAACUUGGUCGGCAAAGAAUUUACGCCGUGUCGUUAUCGCUUGGUCUUAUCUUCAUUAUCCCGUGUGGCUUGGCUCACAACAUCACCACGCUUAUCAUGGGUCGUUUGCUUGAUGGGUUGGCGUUUUCGGCCCCCAUGUGUCUUAUUGGUGGUUCGUUAGCUGACAUUUGGGAGGCUCAAGAACGUGGUACCGCCAUGGCUAUUUUCUCGGCUGCUCCAUUUUUGGGUCCGGUGAUGGGUCCCAUUUUCGGUGGUUUGCUUUGUGACCACGCCCCGACGUGGAGAUGGGUGUACUGGUCGUUUUUAAUCAUUGGUGGGUUUGCCAGUCUUCUUUUCAUGGCAUUUGUCCCCGAAACGUAUGCGCCGACCAUCUUGAAGCGCCGGGCUAAGGCUCUCAGAAAGAAGACCGGCGACGAACGUUACCGCACCGUUCAAGAGUUGAAGCCAAGAAACUUCAAGGAAAUGGCCCACGACUCAUUUUUGCGUCCGUUUUUGCUUCUUUUCGAAUUGAUUGUGUUCUUGAUUGCCCUUUACAUGGCUGUUUGUUACGGGUUACUUUACAUGUUCUUUUUUGCUUACCCCGUCAUCUACCAGGAAGGUAAAGGCUGGAGUGCGUCGAAGACUGGUGUCAUGUUUAUCCCCAUCGGUGUCGGUGUGCUUGUGGCCACCGGUGUCGCUCCGUUUGUCAACAAACAUUACAACAAGAUCGCUCAACCCUACAGAGACCGUAACGAAAUGCCUCCCGCCGAAUUGCGUUUGAUUCCCAUGAUGAUUGGGUGCUGGUUUGUCCCUCUCGGUAUGUUCCCCUUCGCCUGGUCGUCAUACCCUCGUAUCUCGUGGGCCGGUCCUUGUUUCUCUGGUUUCGCUUGUGGCUUUGGUUUCUGCUUGCUUUACAACCCCGCUAACAACUACAUUGUCGACUCGUACCAGCACUACGCCGCCUCUGCUUUGGCUGCGAAGACGCUCGUGAGAUCGUUGUGGGGUGCCUGUUGCCCGUUGUUUACCAUCCAAAUGUACCACACCUUGAACUACCAGUGGGCGCUGACGUUAAUGGCGUUUAUUUCCCUCGCGUGCUGUGCCAUUCCUUUCAUGUUCUACAUUUUUGGUGCUAGAAUCAGAAAGAGAUCCAAGUACGCCUACUCGCCCGAGUAG